UUAUCGAGACCCUCAGCGCCGUCGGCCGUCUCAAGUGUUUAAAGCCCCUCGCUUUCUUCUCCCUCACGCCGCGUUCUCUGCCUCGUUCCAUCGCAUCGCGAGGAGAAGGAGAAGAGGGCGGAGGGAUAAAAAGUGCGGUGAGAGCGGAGAUGGGUGGCGGCAAUGGCCAGAAAUCCAAGAUGGCACGCGAGAAGAACAUAGAGAAGAACAAAGCCUCCAAGGGGAGCCAACUGGAUACGAACAAGAAGGCCAUGAGCAUCCAGUGCAAGGUCUGCAUGCAAACAUUCAUGUGCACCACCUCGGAAGUCAAGUGCAAGGAACAUGCCGAAGCAAAGCAUCCAAAGUCUGAUUUGUACCAGUGCUUCCCCCACCUCAAGAACUAGUUGACAAAACAAAGGAAGCAUAUCCUGUGUAGUUUUAAGACUAGUCAUGGUGAACGCCGCUGCUGCAUGGAAAUGUCAUAGGUGCAAUCUUUUAUUGGAUGGCUCUAUUCGUGUGUCUUGCAUCGUUAUGAAAUAACAUCCGUCUGUUGUGUGGUGAACCAUUUAUGAAAGUGAGCGUAUACUUCUUUGGAAAUUAAACUGUUAUUUUGCUA
Molecule: messenger RNA, 595 nt
Organism: Zingiber officinale
Lineage: Eukaryota; Viridiplantae; Streptophyta; Magnoliopsida; Zingiberales; Zingiberaceae
Exons: 3
Coding region: 150-383 (77 amino acids)
Source: RefSeq, a predicted model, not a curated record